GAAAUGUUGUGUACCUUCACUCUGCCUGUGAAGCAACUAGUCUGCGAAAGUUGGGUGAAUUAAGACUUGAAAAGCUUCACCUAGAUUUACUUUCAUUACAGGGUCAAAGGAAGUCAAGUGCAAAUGGAGGCAGACACACCUGAGGAAAAGCUUCUCCUCUAUGCCAGAGAGGGCAGUUGUACUAAUAUUCAAAGACUCCUCCAGUCAAGACUCGACCACAGCAGCUCUCUGAACAUCAACUGCAGGUCCAGGUCUAAAGCCAGCUCAGGAUGGACACCCCUCCACCUGGCCUGUUACUUUGGACACAGGGAUGCAGUGGAGGAGUUACUCAAGGCAGGUGCUGAUGCAAAUCUGCAGAAUAACAUGGGCGAUACACCGCUACACAAAGCAGCCUAUACUGGAAGAAAGGAGAUAGUUCUGUUGCUGCUGCGGUAUGAUGCCUGUUCCAACAUAAUCAAUGGAACAGCCCAAAUCCCUAAAGAUGUCACAGAGGAUGAUGAAAUCAUUACGAUGCUGGAGGCUGCAGAGAGAAGAGAGACGAGGCGGCGGGAGGAGAAGCUUCUAGAGGCAGCCAGAGAGGGGGACAUCUCCACUCUGUCUAAACUGCUCAGUAGAAAAGAGGCGCCAGAUAUUCACUGCAGGGACUCUGUAGGGAAUACACCCUUACACUGUGCGGCCUACAGGGGGCAGAAGCAGUGCAUUAUAAAGCUGCUCAAGUCUGGAGCCAAAGCCAGUGCUAAAAACAACAACGACCAGACAGCAUUAGACCUGGUCCGCAGCUAUGAGCUGAGACUGAUUCUAGCUGCCUAUCAAGACAAGGAUGUGAACAGUGGGGUGCAGAAGAUUGAAGGCCCUCUUUGGAAGAGUUCACGCUUUCUUGGAUGGCGAUCCCACUGGGUGGUUAUUGAGGAUGGGACUCUCUCCUGGUACCCCAGACAGUCUGAUGCGCAGGCUGGUGUCAGAAAACAGGGCUGUAAGUCUCUGACACAAGCCUACUGCAUGGUCAAACCGUGGGAUCAUUGCUUCUUCAUGCUCAGGUGCUUUGAUGACACUGUUCAUAAUUUUAAGGUCCCUUCAAAGACAGAUUCAGUGGCAACAAGAAAAAGAUGGUUGGAUGCUUUUGAGGCACAUGCAUCCUAUAGUACUCGUCACUGCACCCAAGAAGAGAUUAUCAGCGAUGCAGGUGGUGAAGGUGAUGAAGCAGUGAGGAAUCUGUCACAAGCACUUCAAGCAGCCAGCGCUUCCCAGCAGAAACUGGAGGGUGAAGUGUCAAUAUUUCUAUCGAUGGUGAAGAAUGAGGAGAACUGUGCAUUGGCUGCCCCUCUCUUACUGAAAGCUAAAGAGACCAGUGAGCUCUCCGUUGAAACCUGUGCUGCUCUCCAACUGUGCCUCGAACUGCUGUCAAAACAGGAGGAGGUGUGGAGCCUGAAGUUAGAGCAGGAGGUGGAGAAGAACAAAGCUCUGACUGAGGCUCUGCAGACAUUGGCAACUGAGCACCACAACCUCAAGCAGUCCCUGUGUAAGAUUAGGAGGUCGUCGACCCUCAGUACCCUCACUGGAGACGACUUCUAUGAUGCUUUGUCAGAGUCGGAGUCGGAGCUCUCGGUGAGCGGCUUCCUGUCCGUGGCCAGUCACUCCUGUGAAGAGGACGAGGGGAGAGACACCCCCCUUCUCAGCAGCCUCCGCCAUCCCAGUGCACUCAGGGGGCCUGCCGGAAUGUCAGGGGAAGGUAACCAUGGCAACCAACCCGCCCAGCACAAUGGAGUCAAGAAGCACAGAACAUCUUUACCGGCUCCCAUGUUCUCCAGGAAUGAUGUCAGCAUCUGGAGUAUCCUGAAAAAAUGCAUUGGCAUGGAGCUGUCAAAGAUUGCCAUGCCUGUGAUAUUUAAUGAGCCUCUGAGUUUUCUCCAGCGGUUAACGGAAUACAUGGAGCACACCUACCUCAUCCAGCAGGCCAAUGCUACAACAGACUCUGUCGAGAGGAUGAAGUGUGUUGCAGCAUUUGCUGUGUCAGCUGUAGCAUCACAGUGGGAGAGGACUGGGAAACCCUUCAACCCACUACUGGGAGAGACCUAUGAGCUCAUCAGAGAAGAUUUGGGCUUUAAGUGGCUGUCGGAGCAAGUAAGCCAUCACCCUCCAGUCAGUGCCUUUCACGCUGAGGGCCUCAACGAGGAUUUUGUCUUCCAUGGCUCCAUCUACCCCAAACUCAAGUUUUGGGGAAAGAGCAUAGAAGCUGAACCCAAGGGAGUCAUCACACUGGAGCUGCCCAAAUAUAAUGAAGCCUACACCUGGACAAACCCCACCUGUUGUGUCCACAACAUCAUUGUCGGCCAGCUGUGGAUUGAGCAGUACGGCAGCGUGGAAGUGAUCAAUCAUAAGACCGGGGAGAGAUGCAGCAUGAUGUUCAAGCCCUGUGGCCUCUUUGGAAAAGAGCUCCAUAAAGUGGAGGGAUACAUCCUUGAUAAAAGCAAAAAGAAGCUCUGUGCAAUAUAUGGCAAAUGGACUGAAUGCCUGUACACAGUCGACCCUGCUGCCUUUGACGCCCACAAAAAGACCGACAAGAAGAAUUCAGAGGAAAAGAAGAACAGUGUGGAUGAGGAGCCAGAGGAGAUGCCUCCACCUGAUGCUGAGACGGUGCAGGUCAUCCCCGGCAGCGAGCUCAUCUGGAAGAUAACGCCGCGACCAGAUAACUCAGCCAAGUUCUAUGCAUUCUCCACAUUCGCCAUGCACCUAAAUGAGCUAGAGAAGAGCAUGGAGGGAGUUAUACCCCCCACAGACUGUCGCCUCAGACCUGACAUCCGCGCCAUGGAGAAUGGAGAUAUAGAUUUGGCAAGUGCAGAGAAGAAGAGACUUGAAGAAAAACAGAGGACGGCACGGAAAAAUCGCAGCAAAGCAAGUGAUGAAUGGAAAACAAGGUGGUUUCAGCAAGGACCCAACCCUCACAACAAAGCUCAGGACUGGCUCUACUUGAAAGGCUACUGGGACAGGAACUACACUCACCUGCCUGACAUCUACUAAUAAGUAGACACACACACACACGUAACAAACACAUGGAUAUCUACUUUCACCACCUUUGGACUUUAUCUGCUGUACUGGGGCGUUUUGCAAGGGCUCCCUAACACAUGCAACAGUGUCAUGGAGUUGGUACACAGCAGCAGGUAGGGUUGAGAACACGCUAAAAAAAAAAAAGAGUCUGAAAUCAGUCAAACCCAGAGGCAUAUAUAUUCUUAAUAGAUGUGUGUGAACAAUGAAGCACAAACUCUCUUUUGCUUAUUUAUUGUGGUUUUUGACCACUUAAGUAUGGUAUAGGCAUGUCUUGGAUAAACUAGAAUGUAUUUUAGAAAUAUUUAUAUAUAUAGAUGGAGUGUUUAAACAGAAACAGUGGUUUUGUUGUUGGUAGUUCGUCCAUAAUUCUCCUUCAGUGCAGAGAAACACUAGGCUACACCACUACAAAAACAGUGUGUGAUGCAUCCUGAGCAUGUGUUACAUGUUUAUUUAGCUCUGAAACUGACUCUACCUGAACAUGCAUACUAUAAUGCAGUGCAGUAUUUGAUUAUAUUAUGCUAGUUUGCAGAUUCUGCUUCAAUCGACUGUAAAUCUGUCUGGCUGUUUCUCUGCACAGUUGGCAAGUAAAAUGUCACUCAAGAAUUGUGGCCAGCACCACAAUAAAACUUAAAUAAUAUUAAAACAUCAUUAAGCCCUAAACUAUGUACUGUAUAGAUGUGUAUAGAAACUAACAGCGUUGCACAUAAGUCUACCUGACUCUGUGGACACAGUAGCACUUUUUUCUAACUGUACUGAAGCAGGGACUCUGGCUCUGCACUUAUAGAUUUGUGUGUGUAAAAAGUCUUGCCAUAGUUGAGUCUGAUUAUAUAUUCCUGAUCUAUUUGAAAUACAACUAUUAUACAGUUAUUGCAUGUGCAUCACUAUAACUAUGCAAGCCUUACCUUCACAAUCAAGCACUGAAUACUCCUUUAAUGUUGCAGAUAGCUGCUAUACGGUUUAGUUUUUCUGUUAUCACUCGUUUGGGUAUCAAAACGGAAUUUCUAUUGUUGCUAAAUAAAAGCUUAAUGUUGAUUGAA
This is a messenger RNA of Epinephelus lanceolatus (giant grouper), 4082 nucleotides long. Its product is annotated as oxysterol-binding protein-related protein 1-like. The record is from RefSeq and is a predicted model, not a curated record. Gene Ontology annotation, cellular component: plasma membrane; perinuclear endoplasmic reticulum; cytosol. NCBI's taxonomy places the organism in Eukaryota, Metazoa, Chordata, Actinopteri, Perciformes, Serranidae. Gene Ontology annotation, molecular function: protein binding; cholesterol binding.